UACUCCUUCGUGAAUAAUUCAUGUAUAAAAAUAAAACUUAUAAAGUCUGAGGAAAAAAUAAAUUAUCUUCACGUUUAAAUCUUCCAUCUUAAAAAUAUAACCUUGUACGUGAAAGUCGAAAAAGAAUUACAUUAAGGAUUAAUUUUGUUGGUGCAAAAUCCUGUUUUCGACAUUUCUCGUGAAAAAAAAAGAAAGAAAAAAAAAUAAGUAUUCAUAUAGUGGCGCCACUUGAAAUCUACGACUAAAGAGUGGAAGCUCCUAUUCCCCCCCCCAUUACGAAUUUUUCAUAUACACGUUUGAUUGGUUUACAUUAUAUAUCCUCGAAGUAAAAACUACGAUAGCCCGUUUCUUUGUCUCUUCAUAUAAAUUGAUGAUCAGAGAGAGAAAGAGAGAGAGAUAUUUUAAUUCAAUUCAAAAUGAAAGAAAAUGAAUACUCUAUGACGCAAAAGUUCUAAAAUGGUAAUCAUACGAUUUCGUAAUUUAGGAUAUAACUAUAGAAGAUCAUUGGAAUAGCACAAGUAUCAAUGAAAUAAUCGAGUGUUUGUAUCUCGUUGAAAUAAAAAUAUGCUGAAAUAAAUGCAGAUUUCCGCUGAAUCAUCAAGGGAUAGAUUAUUUUUAUGUACAUACACACAUAUAUAUAUAUAUAUAUAUAAACGUUCAGUCGAGUAGUGGCCGACAAGAUAGAGAAAAAAAUAGGGAGUAUGAUGGAAAGAGAAAGAGAGAGAAAAAAAAGGAAAAAAGAAAAAACAAAAAAAAAGCGACGAACUCACAAAAAAUAGUUUACGCUCCUUUUUGUCAAUAUAUGUUCCUAUCCAAAUUCUCUUUUUCAUAUAUCCUUAAUUUUAAAUAUUGAAAAACUUAUUUAUGAAGUUUGAAUAAAAUGAUUUUAUUGACUAAACCGGAACUUAAAUAUUUGGAUAAGAAUAAAAUUCAUGUAUCAAGAAGACCAAAAUUCUUAACCUGGAUCAUAUUUGUUUUAUAUACAAUUCUUUUCAUCUGGAUAUGUUAUCACGUGACGAAGAAUAUUUUUUUUCUGAUUGUCUCAAUUCUGGGAGAGAUAACGUUUUGUUUGGACGCUUUAGGGGAAUGGGAAGAUCUAAUUUUAAAUAAAGAAACUAAUAAGGCCAUUAUAUCAAGAUAUACAUGGAGCGACAAGUUAUGUUAUAAAUUUUUAAAUAAACAAUCCAUUCUGAUGGAAUUAGAUGAUAUAAGAUACGUUGGUGUAUCCAUUGAGUUAGGCCUAUUUAUCGUUCAUAAAAAUGGAAAUAUUGUUUCUAUUAAUAUGAAUGGCUUAACACGUAAAGAAAUACAAAUUUUAAGAAAAGAAAUCAAUUAUUUUUUGAAUAUGAGUCGUAUUCAAUGUUUAGAUUGUUUUCCAAGUGAUCCAUACGACCAGCUAAUUGUUAUUUCAGAUUCAGGAAAGGAACGGUUUAAAAAAUUGCCUAAAAAAUAUAAAUCCAUUUCAAUAUCUAAAGAAAUGUUACAGUCUAACAAUGAAAUGAAUGAUCUUAAAUAUUCGCUACAACAAAAUCUUAGUUCGCCAUUAUUAGGAUCCAAUAAGAUAGUUAAAUGUUGUCAAGAAAAGCAUUUAAGAAAAGGUCCAUAUACUGAAAAUAGUUUAUCUUUUGUUUAUUCCAAAUAUAUGAAACCUAUCUCUGUACGUUCUUAUGAACAUGAUACUAAUUUAAAAAUUUCUUAGAAAAAAAAAAAAAAGAAUAAGUUCUACGUGUUAAUGUUAACUAUUAAUCUUUAUUGAUUGAAUUAUAUAAAUUUAUGUUAAUUUUUAUCUAUAGUUCAAUUCAAACUAUUAAUUUUAUUCGCAUAUAUUUAUGUCAAUAAAUAUUACGUUCAAACGCAUAAUAAUAAUAAUUAUAUGCGCUUUAU
This is a messenger RNA of Vespa velutina, 1884 nucleotides long. RefSeq lists its product as uncharacterized. The record is from RefSeq and is a predicted model, not a curated record. Bases 881 to 1699 code for a protein of 272 amino acids. The transcript is spliced from 5 exons. NCBI's taxonomy places the organism in Eukaryota, Metazoa, Arthropoda, Insecta, Hymenoptera, Vespidae.